AGAGGGGUCUGCAGCAUGUGCUGGUGUUGGAGGAUGACGUGAGGUUUGAGCCUCGAUUUAAAAGGAGGUUGCAGACCAUCAUGGAGGACGUUGGAAAAGCUCAGCUGAACUGGGACCUCAUAUAUGUGGGCCGUAAACGGAUGCAAGUAGCUCAGCCAGAGGUGUCUGUAGAGGGUGUUGAUAAUCUGGUGGAGGCUGAUUACUCAUAUUGGACUCUAGGUUAUGCCCUUUCACAGCAGGGGGCCAAGAAACUCCUCGCUGCUCAGCCGUUCGGCAAGAUGCUCCCUGUGGAUGAGUUCCUGCCAGUCAUGUUCAACAAACACCCAAAUGCGGCAUACAUGUCUCACUUUGAUCCCAGAGAUUUGCGUGCUUUCUCUGUUGAGCCGCUGCUGUUGUACCCAACACACUAUACGGGUGAGCAAGGUUACUUCAGCGACACAGAGACCUCCACUAUUUGGGAUGAUGAGGCCAUCAGCACAGACUGGGACAGACAGUAUGCUAAAAAAACUGCUCAGCAGGCACAAAUUCGCUCCGUCGCUCAAAACAGCGUCACCGGGGACACACCACUGCCUGCAUCCCGAGCCUCGCGAGACGAACUCUGAGUCCUAGACAUGUUCUCAAACUACACAACUGAAUGACAACACACACUGACUCAUAGACAGCUCAUUCCUCAAGUCCAGCAGUCCCCUCCUCCUUGGUGACACUUCAGCCAAUAGCAUGACAGCUGGCUGGGAUGCUCGAACACCAUUGGCUGGCUGGUUGAUUUUGCACAAAGAAACACAAGCUCUUUUUAUUUCCACUUUAUUUAUUUCAUCAUGUCUUCCAGAGACAUUGAGGGACCAAACUGUCCCUGGUGGACACUUCAAAGUGUUAGAAGGAAGAAGACACUGCUGAAGGACUGGACGGAGGAACAUAGACAUAUGGGAGUUAGAUUUGGGUUUGCUAGUGGAUGAACAGAUGACAGACUAAUCUUUAUUUUAACGUUUUCUUUUAUUUUGUAAUGUAAAAACAGAUAUGGUUUAUGUACUGAAUAAAACACUCCUACAGCCUGUCCACAUUUCUACUGUAUAUUAUCAGGAAGGAAAUUAUAUUUUAAGUUGAAAUAUUUUAAUAGCAUCACAAAAUCACUUUUCAAUGUUAUUCAUGUGUCAAAUAUAUAUUAGAACCAUAAAUUAAGAGCAUUGAUUACAUACUUUUGUGGGGAGGUUGUUCGAAUCUGCUCUGUUUUCACAUAAUUCAGUUGUAUUUGAUUUAAAACUCUAAAAUGCAUUAAAUUGUCUUAAAAGGAGAACAUGUGACCUUUGACACAUUCACUGGUCAUUAAGUAUGUUUUUUAUGAAUAAGCGCAGCUUUACUCAAUCUAGUUCAAAGUGUGUGUGAGACAAAAGGUGUUUCUGUGUUAUUGUGAAUAUCAUAUUGUCACUAAUUCCUUUCAGAAUAUUCCAAGAGGCUCAUGUAUCUUAAAAAAGUGUAUGAUUCUACUGGGCAUUAUGUCAACUAUCAUAAUUUGGAAUGGCUGAAUGCAAACGCCAUUACUUUUUUCAAACACACUCCUAUUUUUCCACUUAACAGGCUGGCUCCUGUUCUCUGACAGUUGAUUUCAUUACCUUCUUUGAUGUCUGAAGAUGUCAUGGUGCUGGUGGUGGGCUGAUUCAAUAAA
Sinocyclocheilus grahami is the source of this 1660-nucleotide messenger RNA. Its product is annotated as procollagen galactosyltransferase 2-like. Gene Ontology annotation, molecular function: procollagen galactosyltransferase activity. The transcript has 3 exons. NCBI's taxonomy places the organism in Eukaryota, Metazoa, Chordata, Actinopteri, Cypriniformes, Cyprinidae. The record is from RefSeq and is a predicted model, not a curated record. The coding region runs from base 81 to 602 and encodes 173 amino acids.